Fukomys damarensis (Damara mole-rat) is the source of this 1751-nucleotide messenger RNA. RefSeq names its product phosphorylated adaptor for RNA export (gene Phax). Bases 1 to 1104 code for a protein of 367 amino acids. The record is from RefSeq and is a predicted model, not a curated record. Gene Ontology annotation, cellular component: nucleus. Lineage: Eukaryota; Metazoa; Chordata; Mammalia; Rodentia; Bathyergidae. Gene Ontology annotation, biological process: snRNA export from nucleus. The transcript has 5 exons.
AUGCGAGCUGCUAAAGUACUAGGUGGAGACAGUGCUGUGAGGGCCUUCCAGAACACCACAGCAACUGCACAUGUACCAGUGUCACAUUAUCGGAUUGUAAAGAGUGUGGAUUCCAGUGAAGAGAGUUUUUCUGAUUCAGAUGAUGAUAGCUCUCUUUGGAAACGCAAGCGACAGAAAUGUUUUAACCCACCUCCCAAACCUGAGCCUUUUCAGUUUGGGCAGAGCAGUCAGAAACCACCUGUUGCUGGAGCAAAGAAGGUUAACAACAUAUGGGGUGCUGUGCUGCAAGAACAGAGCCAAGAUGCAGUGGCCACAGAACUGGGUAUUUUGGGAAUGGAGGGCAAUAUUGACAAAAGUAGACAGUCAGAGACCUAUAAUUAUUUGCUUGCUAAGAAACUCAAGAGGGAAUCUCAAGAAUUUACAAAAGAAUUAGACAAAGAGUUAGAUGACUAUAUGCAUAGUGACAAAAAACUAGGCUCAAAUGAAGAGGAAAAUGGUCAAGGUCAUCUCAAAAGGAAGCGACCUGUCAGAGACAGGCUCGGGGAUAGACUGGAAAUGAACUAUAAAGGCAGGUAUGAGAUUACAGAAGAAGAUUCUCAAGAAAAAGUGGCUGAUGAAAUUUCUUUUAGGUUACAGGAACCAAAGAAAGAUCUGAUAGCCCGAGUAGUGAGGAUAAUUGGGAACAAAAAGGCCAUUGAACUUCUGAUGGAAACUGCUGAAGUUGAGCAAAAUGGUGGCCUUUUUAUAAUGAAUGGUAGUCGAAGAAGAACACCAGGUGGAGUUUUUCUGAAUCUCCUGAAAAACACUCCUAGUAUCAGCGAAGAACAAAUUAAGGACAUUUUUUACAUUGAAAAUCAAAAGGAAUAUGAAAAUAAAAAAGCUGCUAGAAAGAGGAGAACACAGAUUUUGGGAAAAAAGAUGAAACAAGCCAUUAAAAGUCUGAAUUUUCAAGAAGAUGAUGAUACAUCACGGGAAACUUUUGCAAGUGAUACAAAUGAGGCCCUGGCCUCUCUUGACGAACCACAGGAAGGACAUGGAGAAACCAAGUUAGAUGCAGAGGAAGCUAUUGAGGUGGAUCAUUCUCAUGAUUUGGACAUCUUUUAAGUAUAUUUUGGACAUUGUGAGGAAUAAGCCUUUUAAAGUACCAUUGUAAUAAACCGUUUCUACUGACAUAGCUUUGUUUUAGUUUGCACUGAUAAACAUGAGAAUCUGGAUAAACCUAUUUCUUGUUUUAAAUAAUACAUGUGGGGAAGUGAAUGUGAUUAAAGAUGGCUCAUGUCUGACAGCACUAAAGCAUAUGGCAUAAUGUUUAAUUUCUUGGUCUGUUGCAUGACUAAUACUAGUAGAUGUUAAUCACUUUUUUCCAUGUCAUUAUCAUAUGCCAUUCAAAAGUUUGUUUUUUUCUGAUAAUAUUUUUGAGGUGAAUUUUGCUUUGAUUUCAAAACAUUGCAAUGAAAGAUCUUACUGGAACACACAAAUGGUUAUACUGUUGCAAAUGCAUUUGGAUUUUUUUUUUUUCUAUUUUAUUAGAACUCUUAGGCAGUUUUACGGAUAGAGACUAAACAUAGGUAUAUACUUAUUGAUGCUUCCCAGUUUCUUACUUGUCCAGAAAUAAAUGUCAGAAGCUUUUCAAAGAAAUACUGGUUCAUAACUUUUUUUACUUUCAAUAGUUAACUGGAUAAUAAACAGCAUUUAUAAACUACAUUCAUUAUAAACUAAACUUGAAGGGCCAGGGAUUUAGCUCAGUGGUU